This is a messenger RNA of Prunus armeniaca (apricot), 540 nucleotides long. The record is from the annotation of a GenBank genome assembly. NCBI's taxonomy places the organism in Eukaryota, Viridiplantae, Streptophyta, Magnoliopsida, Rosales, Rosaceae.
AUGCAGUGUGAGUUUGUUGAUGGUAAAACUGUUUUCAAGCGUUUGUACAUUUGUUUAGAACCAUUAAAGAGAGGGUUUAAGAUGAACUGUAGGCCUUUUAUUGGGUUAGAUGCUUGCCAUUUAAAAGGGGUUUAUGGUGGACAGUUGCUUACAGCAGUUGGGAUCGAUCCCAAUAACAAGAUUUGGGUGCUAGCAUAUGCUGUGGUUGAGAUGGGAACAAGGGAGUCAUGGACAUGGUUCAUAGAUCUGUUGGCCAAGGAUGUGGACAUUGUUAAUUCCCAUGGAUGGGCCUUUAUAUCUAACAAGCAAAAAGGACUACCUGGUGCAUUUGAAGACAUUGUGCCUAAUGCCGAGACAAGAUUCUGUGUGAGGCACCUUUGGGAUAACUUCAACAAAACGUAUAAAGGUAAAGUAUUGAGGGAUCAGUUAUGGACAUGUGCUAAAGCUACCAAUGUGCCUUGCUUUAACUAUCAAAUGGAAGUAAUGAAGACCUUGGAUAGCAAUGCAUGGGAGUGGCUUGCUGAGAAGCCACCAACAUAA